AUGUACAUGCAGCGCCACGGCUCGACGUACACACACCGGUCCCGACCAGGCGAGAGCCCCGAGGACUCCCACAACAGACGUAAUAAACCCACACCAAGCAACGCCGCUGCCAUAAAAACCGCACUCGCCGAUAUGGAGCCACUGCUGGGAAAGGUUGGUGGAUCGGAAAAAUUAGAGUGGUCCAAAAAAAAAGAGGAAAACGCUUGCAAGACUGCUGAACGCAACAGCAAAGCUUCUGGCCUCGCCCUCCACAAGGAAAUGACCGAGUGCCACGCCGAAUUCUCGAAGAAAAUUGUGGAGGAGGAGAAACAAAAAGAAGCGGGUUAUCAGAUGAGAGUUAGAUUCCUGCGCAAAAUGUUUGCCGGCAUCGAGAAGGAAAUGUUUGGCGACGAAUAACACCCAUAUGCACUCUCGGAAAAGUGUUACCUUGCAAUCGUCGAAUUUUAUGCAUGCGUGACGGGGGGGGGGCGGGGGGGAGUUUUAUUUUCAUCGUUGGGCAUGGUUGAGUCAACGUCUUCGUUUCGUCGCAGCAUUGAGGAUACGUGCGCCUCCGCAGAGACGUGUGGGUUGUUUGGUUGGCAACAACACUUUGAGAGGAUGCCUUGCGGCAACAAAGGAGUAUCAACGAAAAAAUACGGUGGAAGAACGCCGAGACCGUUGUGGUUCACGGGCAAGUUGCUGCGCCUGUAUUCAACGAACACGAGGGCGCGUUUUUGUUUUUCUCUCCCUGCUGCAGGGCUUGCUUGCUGCGAGGGUCGUAGCCUUCUAUUUUUUUUGGGGCCAGGCGGG
Molecule: messenger RNA, 789 nt
Organism: Ectocarpus sp. CCAP 1310/34
Lineage: Eukaryota; Phaeophyceae; Ectocarpales; Ectocarpaceae
Source: the annotation of a GenBank genome assembly